Molecule: messenger RNA, 555 nt
Organism: Paramecium pentaurelia
Lineage: Eukaryota; Ciliophora; Oligohymenophorea; Peniculida; Parameciidae
Source: the annotation of a GenBank genome assembly
AUGUAUGAAAAUGGAAAAAAAAAUGGUAAAUGGGAAUUUUUUUUAAAGUUGGAUAAAAACGAAAGACAAUUGUAAUAAGAAUUAUUUAUUUAACUUAGAGGAGAAGGAGUAUAUGAUGAAAAUUAGUUGAAAAAUGGCUAAUGGAUUGAUUUGUAUGAAAACUUCAAAAUGUAUUAAAUUAUUUUAACAGUUUAGUCAUUCUUAAGUAAGAUAUAAGGGAAAGUAUCAAAAGAGUAAGAAAUAAGGUACAUGAUAAAUUAACUUUAGAUAAUCGACAUUGUCAAAGAUUGAAAUAACAAUGUAAAUGAUGUCUAAUUACUAAAAUAGUGGUAAUGGAGAUUAUGAUGGAAAUGGAAAGAAGACUGGUUAAUGGGCUAAAUUAUAUGAUUAAUUUGAAGAGUAUAUUAGUUAUUUAUUUUAAGUAUGAAGUAAAUCAGAUAUAAAGGAAAAUAUGAAGAAGGUAUAAAGAAUAGAGUUUGGAAAAGAUUGAAACGAAUAAGUGGCAAAGGUAACUUUAUUUCAGAUGAUGAAAAUGAAAUUAAGUAGAAUAAAUGA